Molecule: messenger RNA, 1455 nt
Organism: Pyricularia oryzae 70-15
Lineage: Eukaryota; Fungi; Ascomycota; Sordariomycetes; Magnaporthales; Pyriculariaceae
Product: carboxypeptidase A
Exons: 1
Coding region: 1-1455 (484 amino acids)
Biological process (GO): proteolysis
Molecular function (GO): zinc ion binding; metallocarboxypeptidase activity
Source: RefSeq, a predicted model, not a curated record
AUGAAGUUCACAAUCCUCAGCACCUUGAGCCUGCAGCUCCUUGCCGCAACAGCAUGCCUCCUCCCAUCUGAGCGGCCAAGCCACUACGGCAACAAAACCCCCAACAACAAGCUCCGUCUCGUGACCCGACAAGCGUCAGGUAGCAAUUCCACGCAGCCUCAAACCCAGCCCGUGGGCAACACCGACACCGGCAUGCCCAUUUCGCCCAUCAACCGCUUCCCCUGCGGCGGCAGCUCCGUCCCGCGCGGUGUCGGCAGUGUCGACGACCCAUCUCCGGUCGAGGAGAUCAUGAGUCUGUCCGAGAUCAAAACCGCCGUCAAGGCGCUCGAGGCCCGCUUCGACGACGUUCACUUCUUCGAGAUGCCGUACCGCACCUACGAGAACAGGACCCUCUUCGGCGCGCGCAUCGGCGGCGGGCGGCAGGGCGCAAACAGCAGCAGCAGCAGCUUCGACGGCAGCGCCUAUCGCGUGCUCAUCCAAGCCGCCAUCCACCCGCGCGAGCGCGGCAGCCCCGACCACCUCGUCUACUUCGUGUCCGACCUCCUCUGGGCGCGCGAGGAGGGCCGCGGGCUGCGGUACGGCGGCAGCGCAUACACGGCGGCGCAGGUCUCUGCCGCUCUGGACCUGGGCAUCGUGGCCGUCCCCGUCGUGAACCCAGACGGCAUGGCCCACGACCAACAGGCGCACACCUGCUGGCGCAAGAACCGCAACCCUGCCGCCGCCUCGCCUUCCGACCCGCGGUCCGUCGGCGUGGAUCUCAACCGCAACUUUGACCUGCUGUGGGACUACCAGCGGACCAUGGCGCCUGGCACCAUGGACGGGUCCGACGACCCGGGCAUGGAGUACUACCACGGCGCGGCCGCCUUCUCCGAGGCCGAGACGCGCAACGUCAAGUGGGUCAUGGACCAGCACCCGCGACUGGCCUGGUACAUGGACCUGCACUCGGCGGCGCAGGUCGUGCUGCACGGCUGGUGCCACGACGCCGUGCAGGCCGACGACCCGGCCCAGAACUGGAAGAACCCGGCCUACGACGGCAAGCGCGGCACGCUCUAUGACCCCGAGAUCGACUACGCCGAGUACAUGGACCGCCGAGACUGGGACGCCCUGUCGGUGACGGCCGCGCGCAUGGCGUCGGCCAUGCAGCUGACCAAGGACGAGGAGCACGCCUGGUCGUCGGACCCGUACGUGGCCUCCCAGGGCGUCCUGGGCUUCGGCCCGUCGACGGGCUGCUCCAUCGAUCACGCCUAUAGUAGGCACCUGGAGGAUGCGACCAAAAGCAAGAUUCUUGGUUUCGGGUUCGAGUUUGGCGAGUUCAACUUUGACUUGUCGCGCGAAGACUGUCCAAUUGAAGAGUGCUGUCCGUUUUAUCCCACUGUCAGCAUCUUCAACCAUAACAACAAGGCGGUUGCUGCAGGAUUGAUGGAGCUUUUGAUGGCAGCAGACAGAGCAUUGUAG